Messenger RNA from Pyrus x bretschneideri (Chinese white pear), 2901 nucleotides. Its product is annotated as G-type lectin S-receptor-like serine/threonine-protein kinase At4g27290. Gene Ontology annotation, biological process: protein phosphorylation; recognition of pollen. The record is from RefSeq and is a predicted model, not a curated record. Bases 199 to 2634 code for a protein of 811 amino acids. Gene Ontology annotation, molecular function: protein serine/threonine kinase activity; ATP binding. The transcript is spliced from 7 exons. NCBI's taxonomy places the organism in Eukaryota, Viridiplantae, Streptophyta, Magnoliopsida, Rosales, Rosaceae.
UGCUUCAACGAAAGUCCGUAAGGGCGGGCUUGGGUUUAGAUAAGUUGUGUAGAGUAAUGUACUUCUCCUCAUUCAAGAUUGAAUCUCCCCUUCCGAGGUUUUGAUGAAUCGAGUGUAAUUACCCAAUCGUUUGUCAAUAAAAAACCUGCAAGGUUCAAAGUAAUCAGUCUCCUUCCCUCUUCUUGACAAACAACACAGAUGAAGGGCCUUCCCUUUUUCAUCUUCUUUGCCCCUCUACUCCAAUUUUUAGUCUUACGAUUGUCCACAGCAACUGAUACCAUAUCUGCAUCACAAUCCAUCAAUGGCUCUAAUACCUUAGUUUCUUCAGGCCAAAGCUUCGAAUUAGGACUCUUCCAGGUGGGUAAUUCUAAAGCCUGGUACUUAGGAAUAUGGUUUAAGAACUUACCACAUACUGUUGUAUGGGUUGCCAACAGAGAAAACCCUCUUCCGGAUUCAUAUGGAGCCUUGACGUUAACCAAAAAUGGAACUAUGGUCCUUUUCGACCAAAUGAACAACACUAUUUGGUCCACCAUUUCUUCCCAAAUAGCAGAAAAUCCUGUUGCACAGCUUUUGGAGACCGGAAAUCUCGUUGUUCGAGACAAGGCUGCAACAGACUCCGAAAGUUAUGUAUGGCAAAGUUUUGAUUUCCCAUCAGACACUUCGUUACCAAAAAUGAAGAUCGGGUGGAACUUCAGAACAGGUCUUAACAGAUUGUUGACUUCUUGGAAAAACGCUAGUGAUCCAUCUCCUGGAGAAUAUACUUAUGGGAUCGAUCCUCUUGGAUUGCCUCAACUCGUAGUUUCCAAAGGAACAGAGAAAUUGUACCGCACGGGGCCCUGGAAUGGUCUUCGAUUUACUGGCUUUCCUAGUCCUUCAAACGAGCUCAUUGUGAAACCGAUCUAUGUCUAUGAUGCCAAUGAGUUAUAUUACAUGUACAUGGCUACUGAUAUUAUGACAGGAGUAAAGCUUACUGAGUCGGGUUUAGCCCAGCGGGUGGUGCUCAACAGAGGGAGCACUGAAUGGGCUGUUAUGUAUACUCUCCAAAAUGAUAGGUGUGAUAAUUACAGAGAGUGUGGAGCAAAUGGUUUUUGCAAAAUUUCCAAUUCACCCCCUUGUGAGUGCCUGCAGGGUUAUGUUCCAAAAUCGCAGAACGAAUGGGAGGUGCUUAACUGGACAAGUGGGUGCAUAAGGGAAACAUCACUGAGUUGCCACAAGGAUGAUGGGUUUUUGAAAGUUCCAAAUGUGAAAUUGCCGGACCUGUUGGAUUUUCAGUUGAACAAGAGCAUGAGUGUGAAACAAUGUGAGGCAGACUGCUUAAAGAAUUGUUCUUGUGUAGCUUAUACUAAUUCAGAUGUCAGGAAUGGAGGGAGUGGCUGCCUUAUGUGGUUUGGCGACCUAAUUGAUAUGCGAGAGUCCAUUGAAGAAGCUAGCCCGGAACACAUAUAUAUUCGAAUGCCAUCUUCCGAACUAGGUAAUUCCACUCAGAAGGAUAAACGAGUAGUGCUGAUCUCAGUCAUACCUGCAGUUUCUGUGCUUCUUUUCCUGGGAUUUACGUGCUUUUUGCACCUAAUAAUUCGGAAGAAGAGAGGAAAGAAAAGUGGCUCAACAUCUCCUAAGGACUUGGAAUUGCCACUCUUUGAUUUUGAGGAAAUCGCAACUGCCACCAAUAACUUCUCGUUCAGAAACAAACUCGGAGAGGGAGGGUUCGGUCCAGUUUACAAGGGGAGCCUAGGACAAGAUGAACUAAUAGCAGUCAAGAGACUCUCAAAAGAUUCCGGACAAGGUAUCGAGGAGUUUAAAAAUGAAGUUACGAUGAUAGCCAAUCUUCAACACUGGAAUCUUGUGAAACUUUUGGGAUGCUGCAUUGAAGGAGAAGAAAGGAUACUUAUCUAUGAGUACUUGCCAAACAAAAGCUUGGACUGCUUUAUAUUCGAUCAAAACCAAAAGGUGCUUCUGAAUUGGCAAAAGCGAUAUGACAUUAUCAUGGGAAUCGCACGAGGACUUCUCUACCUCCACCAAGACUCAAGAGUAAGAAUCAUUCACCGGGAUCUCAAGAGUAACAAUAUCUUACUUGACCAUGAGCUGAACCCCAAAAUUUCUGAUUUCGGAAUAGCAAGGAUUUUCGAACGCAAUCAAACCGAAGCGAAAACAAAACGUGUAAUUGGAACAUACGGAUAUAUGUCUCCGGAGUACGCAAUUGAUGGGAAGUUUUCAGUGAAAUCCGAUGUUUUCAGUUUCGGAGUGCUUUUGUUAGAGAUAAUUAGUGGCAGAAAGAACAGAGGAUUUCAUCAUGCAGAUCACAAUCACAGUCUUUUGGGACAUGCAUGGCUACUGUGGAACAAAAACAAGGGUUUGGAAGUAGUCGAUCCAUGCUUAGAGUACUCAUGUGUUGAGUUUGAGGUGCUAAGAUGCAUUCAAGUGGGUCUACUAUGCGUUCAAAAGCUUCCAAAAGACAGACCAGUAAUGUCAUCGGUGUUUCUAAUGUUAAGCAAUGAGGCAGCGAUAUUGCCACAACCGAAGGAGCCUGGUUUCUUCACAGAAAGAAGUUCCAUGGACAUCGAAGAUACCUUAGCUGGCAAAGGUAGAAGUCAGACAGGAAGCACAAUCACCCUUACAACAGUGGAAGCUAGAUGAUUGACACAUGUAGACAUGGAUUCGUACUUCCUGGUAUUUUGACAUGGAUGCUGAUUCAUUUGCGUUUAGUCAGUAACAGAAAGACUUACCUGAGUGAGAGGUUGAUUGAGAAAUAUAAAAUCUGAAAUUUUAUUGACUUAGUAUUGUUUAUUAGAACUGUAAGAGUAAGGCCAAAUAAUUCAAUUGCACAUUUUAUCAUAAAGUUAAAGCAUUGAUUGUAAUGUCAAAUAAUUCAAUUCUAAGACUGAAAAUAAUUCGAUUGCACUA